AUGUCGACAUCCUCCGAUGAUAUGACAGUCGAAGUGAUCAGCAAUGACAACAAAAGUUUUACGGUACCGGCGAAGCGUUUGAUGCAGUCCAAGUUGUUGUCAUUCAUGAUUGGCGACUUGUUCAUCGAGCCAAAGAAGAUACCAGAGAAGAAGAAAAAACUCAUCUUUCAGGCGUCUAUCUCUGCUAUUUGGAGGGAACGCAACUCCCGCAUAUUUUCCACGGUCUCAUGCUCGAUCCAAGACAUCCGCAAAGCUGUUGAUCGCUUUCUCGGUGAUCGUCUGCUCUCGUUCCCUGCUCCGGACUCUUCCUCUCUCUCUCUACUUGCAUUUUAUUUUGGUUGUAUUCCUUUUGUUUAGCUAAUUCGGUCCGUCGUCUUUUCCUUUCCAUUGUGGUUGAUUAAUAAGUUGUAUGCAACACAUAAAAAAAGGGUAUAAAAUUU
Messenger RNA from Arabidopsis lyrata subsp. lyrata, 440 nucleotides. RefSeq lists its product as uncharacterized. Bases 1 to 357 code for a protein of 118 amino acids. The record is from RefSeq and is a predicted model, not a curated record. The transcript is spliced from 2 exons. NCBI's taxonomy places the organism in Eukaryota, Viridiplantae, Streptophyta, Magnoliopsida, Brassicales, Brassicaceae.